This is a messenger RNA of Amphimedon queenslandica, 1115 nucleotides long. Its product is annotated as eukaryotic translation initiation factor 6-like. The record is from RefSeq and is a predicted model, not a curated record. NCBI's taxonomy places the organism in Eukaryota, Metazoa, Porifera, Demospongiae, Haplosclerida, Niphatidae. Gene Ontology annotation, biological process: cytosolic ribosome assembly. Gene Ontology annotation, molecular function: ribosome binding. The transcript has 8 exons. The coding region runs from base 152 to 889 and encodes 245 amino acids.
UAAUAUUGCGCCAUUUCAGCCAUUAGCCAUGAAACACAUGUAAUCAGCAUCUUGUAAAAGAUCUCAUCCCAGCAGGAAACGAUUUGUUUAGGACUGGGGAUAGCUUUAUCAAAUACUCAAUUUUUAUCAUCGUGUCGUGUGACAAGAAAUUAUGGCAGUACGAGUUCAGUUUGAAGGAAAUAACGAAGUUGGAGUGUUCUCCAUGUUGACUAAUGCUUACUGUCUUGUGGCUAUUGGAGGCUCUCAGAAUUUUUACAGUGUGUUUGAAGGUGAGCUGUCUGAUUCAAUCCCAGUAGUACAUGCUUCUAUUGGUGGAUGUAGAAUUGUUGGUAGAGUAUGUGUAGGUAAUAGAAAUGGCUUAUUAGUGCCUAAUACAACAACAGAUCAAGAAUUACAACAUUUGCGUAAUUCAUUACCUGACAGUGUUAAGAUACAGAGAGUUGAGGAGAGGCUGUCAGCUCUUGGCAAUGUUGUAUCGUGUAAUGACUAUGUUGCUUUGGUACACCCUGACUUAGACAGAGAAACUGAAGAGAUAUUAACUGAUGUUCUUAAAGUUGAAGUUUUUCGACAAACAGUGGCAUCAAAUGUACUGGUUGGGACGUACUGUGCAUUUAGUAACAGAGGAGGACUUGUUCAUCCAAAGACUAAAAUCCAAGACCAAGAUGAGCUUUCAUCAUUAUUACAAGUUCCAUUAGUGGCUGGUACUGUUAAUAGAGGUAGUGAUGUCAUAGGUGCUGGUAUGGUUGUUAAUGACUGGAGUGCUUUCUGUGGAUUGGAUACAACUAGUACUGAGUUAUCUGUCAUUGAGAGUGUGUUUAAGUUAACUGAUGCACCUCAAUCAGCUAUUGUCACUGAUAUGAGAGAGUCAUUACUAGAAACUGUUUCGUAAAGGCAAAGAGUAAAUCUGUCAACAGCCACCAAAAUUUAAUGAACAUACAGUUAUGAUAAAAAUUGUUAUUAGUGGGUUUUUUGUUAUUGACAUUGCAUGUCACAUUUUUGUACAUGUAAAUCUUUUUGUAACAAUAUUCAGUGACACUUAUGUGUUGAAUGUUUUAUGUUUUUUGUUUAAUAAUUAUUAUUUAAGAUUGAUUAAUGAUCUUAUUUGAAACGAUGAA